Molecule: messenger RNA, 2640 nt
Organism: Pogona vitticeps (central bearded dragon)
Lineage: Eukaryota; Metazoa; Chordata; Lepidosauria; Squamata; Agamidae
Gene: MUL1
Product: mitochondrial E3 ubiquitin protein ligase 1
Biological process (GO): protein ubiquitination; organelle organization
Cellular component (GO): mitochondrion
Molecular function (GO): ubiquitin-protein transferase activity
Source: RefSeq, a predicted model, not a curated record
GAGAGAGACAAAGUUACCCUGACAGCAGAAGAAAUUACGGAAAACACACAUUUUUAUAAUUUUUUAAAAUCAGUAAAAGUGCAAUAGUAAUUAAAAGCCCAUUAGUUAAUUACAGACUUUAUUUUUAAUUCUAUUUUUAUUUUUAUUUAUCUAAAACAUACGCAUAAACAUAAAAUACACAAAUCAAAAUACAAUAUAACUGUGUUCCCCACCACCGUACACUUAGAAAAACAAAAAAUUCAGCAUCAAGGUAUUACUAUUAUUCAAUGUCCUAUAGUUUUGCUAUUAUUUUUAUUGUUAUUGUUGUUAUUAUUAUCAUCAUCAUUAUUAAUAUUAUUAUUACUGUGAUACUGAAACUGAUGGGUUCAGAGGAAGCAAAAAGAGAGGCCCUGAGAGUUUCUUUUUAUCAUUGAUUUUUAAAGAGCUGAAAGACUAGAGUGACUUACAAACGGAAAUUUUUAACCGGCCUGUUUUGACUGUCGCCUUCUUCAGUUGCGCUGGCUAGAAGUUUGUUGAUUUCUUUAUUUUGCUUUUACCUGAGCCACUGAAGAAGGCGGGAGCAGAGACAUGUGGCUUGAAUAGGCACAUCCCUCUUGCAAGGGCAUUGAGGCGGCCAGGAGCGCCUCUGCACGAUGGAAACUUAAUGCGCCAGCAAUGAUGUCCGCCUCUGGAGAGAUUUGGUCUGGCCCCGGUCAUGCAGGCCCUUCUGGCUGGAUUACUGCAAGGCGCUCUGUGUGGGGCUGCCGAUGGGAAGGGCCAGGAGACUUCAAUGGGUCCAAAAGGGUGCAGCCAGAUGGCUAACCAGGGCUGGUCGCAGGGAUCACAUAAAUUAAAGCCAGACUUCCCUGGUGUGGAGUCUCAAAUGUCACAUUGCCCAUUGCAUCUGUUGGCUGAAAGUGGCUGAUCAGCUUCUUUAUAUUAUCUAACCCUCUUUAACCAACUCCUCUGCCUUUCUUGGCCUGGCUUCCCCUCCCAGGAAGCACCAAGCCACAAAGUCAUAUGUAACUGUUUCACAAGAACCAAAAGUGAAAGAAUCAAACUUUCCAGAAAUGAAAAGGAGGAAAGAGCUGUUAGCUAGGCAGUGAUUCAUUCUCAGUCAGGCUGGAAACCCUGAAACAAGUGCCUGCGUUCAGCUGGUAGAGAUAUACAUCAGGAUCGGACUGUAACGAUGGAUGCUGCCGGGCGCCCUUCCACGGGCCAAGUCAUCCUCCUGGCGACCAGCUCGGCAGUUACGGCCAUCCUGUACGCCAUUUACAGGCACAAGUCAAAAGUGGCUCAUAGCCUGAAGGGAGCCAAAAAGGUCACCCUUGACCAGGACUUGAAGACCUUCCUUAUGGAAGCACCAGGGAAGUGUGUUCCUUACGCCGUGAUAGAAGGUGUGGUGCGCUCGGUCAAGGAAACUCUGAGCAGCCAGUUUGUGGAGAACUGCAAAGGGGUGGUCCAGCGGCUGACCCUGCGUGAGCACAAGAUGGUGUGGAACAGAACCACCCACCUCUGGAACGACCAUGAGAAAAUCAUCCACCAGCGGACCAACACGACCCCGUUCGAUCUGGUGCCCCAGGAAGGCGAGGGCGAUCGGGCCGUCCGGGUCGUGCGCCCCCUGGAAGCUGCCGAGCUCAGCUUGGAGACGGUGUACGAAAAGUUCCACCCCUCCGUGCAGUCCUUCACAGACGUGAUCGGCCAUUACAUCAGCGGGGAGCGGCCCAAGGGCCUGCGGGAGACGGAGGAGAUGCUGAAGGUGGGGACGGUGCUCACUGGGGUCGGGGAGUUGGUCCUCGACAGCAACCACACCAUCAAGCUGCAGCCCCCCAAGGAAGGGAUGCGCUACUACCUCAGCGGCCUGGAUUUUGACUCCUUGCUUCAGAAGCAAGAGUCGAGCGUGAGGCUCUGGCGAAUCCUGACCGUCCUUUUCGGCGUGGCCACCUGCGCUGUGCUUGUCUUCCUCCUGUACAAGCAGUACCGCCGGCACCAGGAGAAGCAGCGCCUGCGGGAGAUGCAGGAGACAAUGAUGGCGGGGGGCGACGCGGCCAACCAUUGUGUCAUCUGCUUGAGCAGCCCCCGGUCUUGCGUGUUUCUGGAGUGUGGACACGUGUGCGCCUGUGACAAGUGCUACCAGGCGCUUCCCAGGCCCCCCCACUGUCCCAUGUGCAGGCAAGAAAUUGUUCGGGUGGUGCCUUUGUAUAACAGCUGAACAGUUGGAAACUGCUUUCAGACACCGUUGUCGCUGCUCAGGAGCGUUCAUGGGGGUGCUGUUGCUGUCCUGAGAGGCCCGUAGGGUGGGCUGAGUGACUCCUUUGCGCCCGGAGAUGUGGCCAAGCUUCACUCACCGAGAUCCACAAAUUUUUUUUAAUGUCGCUGUGACUUUGGAACAGGAUCCUUUGCUCUCGGUUUGGAGAGAAGGACAAAACGAAGCACCUUCUCAACGGCGAAUUCGUACCUUCACAGCCGUACGUGUCUGCAACAGACUUUUCUGGGUUUGUUUUGUUUUUCAUUUUUGUUUCGCUGUGCAAAAACUAACAGAAUCAUGGUUUUAGAUUCAGCCCUGUGUGUUCUGCCCGGAAAACGUUCAGAGAUUCCAGUUCUUGACUGAGAAACGCCAAAUGAAGUGCCCCAAAUAAAGCAAUACUCUGGUGUUGUGUA